CUCUCUCUCGUCUCGUGCUCACUGCGUGUGUCCCACUGUGCACUGAUGGAGCCUCGCUGUGGAUCGGCUCAUGUUAUUCAAGUCGACCAGCAGGGAGGAGAGGUGACAGCGGAUUGGCCGCUGAGUUUCCAGGCUGUAUUAGUAAUGACAGAGCACUUGGCCACGCAUGCGCACGAAUGAACCCGGAAGUGGAGAGGAAGAGCAGAGCAGCACUGACGGUUUUACAGAAAAAAAGAUGCAGCUUCACUUCACUAAAGACGUUUUACCGGAUUCUGUCAGCACGGACUUCCAGAACCUUAACAAACUCAACGAGCAGCAAUUUCUUCGUCUGAUUGAAAUUCUGUACCAGUUCCUGCUGGAGCCUAAAGAGACGGAGAGGUUCAUGCAGCUGCUUGGUGAAUUUGCAGGGGAACAUGGGAUGAGUGCUGGUCCUCUGAAGAACCUGAUGAAGAGCGUCCUCCUGGUGCCACAGGGCGCCAUGAAGAAAAACCUGACGGCUGAGCAGAUCAAAGAAGACCUUGUGACAUUAGGUCUAAGUGAAGACAAGGCGGCUUACUUUUCACAGCAGUGGGGGGAGCACUAUGCAGCGCUGUCGAGACUCGCUGUGGGUCAGACUCUGAUGGUCAACAAGCUGGUUGACAUGGAGUGGAAGUUUGGAGUGACUGUUGGCACCAGUGAAAUACAGAAAGUAGGCAACAUCUUUCUGCAGUUGAAGCUGGUGGUCAAAAAGGGGAUUUCCACUGAAAAUGUCUACAUGGAAUUGACGCUUCCACAGUUUUACAACUUCCUACACGAGAUGGAGAGAGCCAAAGCCAGCAUGGAGUGUUUCAGCUGAGCGUGUGUGUGUGUGUGUGAGACUGUGAGACUGUGUGUGACUGUGUGUGUGGGAGAGAGACUGUUUGUUUGUGUGCAAGUAAGACUGUGUGUGUUGGCUGUAACUGCAGGGUAGUGUGUGUUAUGUAUUACAUCAUGUGUGUCUUUGUGUGACACUGACUGAAGCUGUCAGACAUUUCUCCUCAUAUAAACAUGAAUAAAAAAGAAAACACUUGCACUCUGA
This is a messenger RNA of Cyclopterus lumpus (lumpfish), 1057 nucleotides long. RefSeq names its product COMM domain containing 7 (gene commd7). Gene Ontology annotation, molecular function: NF-kappaB binding. The coding region runs from base 167 to 835 and encodes 222 amino acids. NCBI's taxonomy places the organism in Eukaryota, Metazoa, Chordata, Actinopteri, Perciformes, Cyclopteridae. The record is from RefSeq and is a predicted model, not a curated record. Gene Ontology annotation, biological process: tumor necrosis factor-mediated signaling pathway; negative regulation of DNA-templated transcription. The transcript has 10 exons.